AUGCAGCUCAUGCCCGCCUUGUGCCUACUGUGGUUGCGGAGCGCUGCUCCCCCUCUGCGUGUUACCCGUGGGCCUGCUGCCAGCGCUCUGCCGGCGGUGGGUUUGGCGCUUACUUUGUGCAAGUGCUCAGCCGAGCCUGCGCGCUGGUCCGGUAACCCUUUCGCCGGGGUCCGGGUCGGUGAGGCAUCGCACCCUGGACCGGAAGCACCGAAAGGGCUCGACCUUGGUUGGCUUAGCUUUCUUGGCCCGGGCCUCCUUGACUCGAUCAAGCAGGCCAUCCAGUCCCUCGUGCAACAGGCGCGCCGGCGCCUCAAAGCCAAGUCUCGCAAGGCAGUUGCCAACAAAAGGGCGGCAGGAGUUGAGCUCCGGCAGCAAGAUUGGGAUAGCGAAAUCGUUCGCUACGAAGUGCUGGCUUCCAAGCUUGAGGCCUCCCAGGGUACCUUCAAAGCCGUCAUUCGUUGCGGUAAGGGCCAACUUAGCACCGCCCGGACCCUCCUGCAAGGAUCGGGCAAGCCUCAUAGCGUGCUCUUAAUAGAGUUUUGCAAGGAUGCCCCAAAGGACACUUCGAAGGAGGAGCCGUCGCCCUCCAGCAAGGCCGUGCGGCAGCGGGUGCCGGAGUUUGCCACGGCUGAGGUCUGGAAGAAGUUUGGCUCUGCUCCGCGUGAUGCCAUCGCCCACUGGGCGGCCACCUCGCGCGUUCACAUCGUUGAUGCCUUUAAGUGGUCUGAAGAGGUCCUUCCAGGUAACAAACGUCAGGUUUAUGGAGUCAUCCGUGUUCCAGAGCCCGAUGCUCCCGCUUUGCUUGUGCAAUCCGGUGCCGGCGGUGUCUUCAUUUCGGUACCAAAGGCUGCUGCUAGCUCGCAGUAUGUGCAAUGGAUCCCAAGGAACACCUCUGAGCCUAGUGCUGCUUACCUUGCCCGUGCCUUUUGUGCCAAAGGGUCUUUGUCUUUGGGGCUUGUGUUCCGCGGCUCUAACCUUGGAAGCCGGCACCACGCCGACGCUAAGACCCUCAUCCCGCGCAUUUGGAUCUUGGAAGGCCUGCCCUCAAUCCUUGAUAUGGAGCAGGCCAAGACGGUACUGGAGCCGCUGUUUCGUGACCUUAGCAUCAUUCGGCAAGUUCGCAAAAACGGCUCGAAGCAGUUCAUCUUUAGAGGUGCGUGCCUUCGAGGCAACGAGACUGACCUCGUCAAGGCGCACGGCGCACAGGCAUCCCAUGUUGCAUGGGCCCGGCUGGCUCCUCCCAAAGGUGAGAAUGGCUCCGCAAACGAUGCAACAGGGAAGCCGCAGCCUGCGGCCAAGCGGCAAAAGGCUCUCCUCCGGCAGGUCCCUGAAGGCACCAAGCUGAUGCCACAGGACAAGGAUGGCAACUGCAUGUACCGCUCCAUUGCGUGUGCCCUCAACCACGGGCGAAAGGAGGCCUCCUUCCAUCACCUUGAGCUUCGCGCUCGUGUUGCUUCUCACCUUGAGGAGCACGGCUCGUGGUACGAGGAAGAGUGGAAAGCUGAUAAUUGCAAAGGCCCGGAUGGCACACCCCUUCCCAACUGGGCGGCCUUUGUUGCGGCUGUGGCAAAGCCGGGCUCUUUCUCAGGAGACAUCGAAUUGAAGGCCCUCUGCAAGUUGUGCAAAAUCAAGGUCGUCCUCAUUCCUGAGGACCCUGCCUUUGCUGUUGUUGCUUACAGCAAAAAGUGGCACUCUAAGACUCACUGUGUGUUUUACACCUCGAACCACUUUGACUACCUGGCACCGGUCGGUGAUGCAUACAGCAAAGAGCUGCUUGAUGUUUCGGCUGACCCGAACGGCGGGUUCCUCGUUGGUGGGUUGUCCGAGCUCGCCACUGAGUCUAGUAGCAGCCGUUGUGCCGGCACCCGUGCCGCGGACCUUCGCACGGAGACUUCGCGGCGCUCCAAAGGCCGCUCCGGUGUCACCCCUGUCACCCGGCAGGCUGCAGGCGCAAGGCUAGGUCCGAAGAAGCUCCGGGCAAGCGGCUCCGCACUGUGUCCUCGGCCGUUUCGUGUGCUCCUCAGUCUGAAGCGUCAGGUCUGGCUCCCGGAGCCUCCGCCGGAGCUUGCAGUCCUUGAUGGUUUCGUCGAGCCCCGGAAGCGCCCUACCAAGAUCCGAUGCCGGUCUUCUACACCUUCUGCCGCCUUUGCCCCUGGACCCGCCAGUGCCGUGACCACGACCAGGCUGCCAGCGUGCAAAAACAGCACUUUGUCAUCCACCACCCUGGCCUCACUCCCACUGGACAGUGCCCGUGUGUGCGCGGUUCCCAGCUCAGCUUGGUGCGCGACAUUGGCAAAGCUUCGGCGUGGUGGCGGUGUCCGCUGUGUCCCCAGGGCAUCGACUUUGACACUGGCAACGCCUCGCCGCGUGCGCGCAUCCUGCAGGCCAUUCGCCAGCACAAAACCUCUUAAGUGGGCCAAGCUGUCCUGCCGGGACCGGGCCGAAAAGGCGACGGUCACGAGGUUCAAUGCCAGCUCUGCCGCUCUCAUCUCGCAGAAAGCACACCUGCUUGCAAAGUUCGAGGUGUUUCGCUGGCCACGCAAGGAGCACGCGGCGACCAAUUGCCCCAACAAGGCUGCGUCGGGCCUGCUUAAGACUUGGGCCCACGGCGAGGCAAAGGCGCGAGGCAUUGCCCUUUUCGACCAGGCUUUGGCUUUCAAUGCCGCGUCCAGGGGUGUCUCUUGUGGCGCGGCGCUUCGCCCGAUCUUGGUGCGUCAUUCCUUUGACCUCGUUGCCAUUAGUGAGGCUCAUAUCCCUGCGGCCUCCCGUGUUGCCUUUGCUGCCGAGUGGAAGCGGUACGGGUGGUCGGUGGUUUUCAGCGCCCCCGAGAAGCAAUACUGUCAGGUGUGCCUCCUGUCCCAAAUCCCUCUUAAGCAGGUCUCGGUCUGCAGCCAAGACGGUGCCACCCGGCACGCGGCAGCCCUCCUCGACCUCAAAAGCGCCCGUGGAAAUGCCCAGGCCAGUGACAUUCUUGCAGGUGCCCAGUCCUCUGGUCGGCGGUGCCUCGUCUUUGGCGAUUGGCCGUGCUCCGUGCAGCUUCGCUUCUCUCCGGGUGUCCUUAAGGCGGCGAUGCAGUCUAUGCAUGGCAAGGCUGCUGGUGCUGACGACUGGAGGCCCUCUGAGAUGAUCCAUCUCCCCUGGUCUUGGUGGGACUUAGCCUCGCAGCUUUGGUCCACCAUUGUUGAAGUCCGCAGGGUCCCGUGCAUCUGGAAACAAGCCAGGGUAGCUUUGUUGUGGAAAGCGAGACAGAGGACGAGGCCCAUUUCGCUUCUCCCGGCAGCCGGCGCACGGUGCAUCAAAGAUCAGCUCAAGCCAUGGCUAGACAGCUGGCAGGAGUCUCAUGUCAUGGGAGGUUUGCCGGCCACCUCGGUGGCCACCAGCCUUAUGCAAAUCCGUAGGGCGUUUGAUGAGGGUUGCUCUUGCUUUGCCCAGCUUGACAUUGCAUCGUACUUUGACACCAUUGGGCCCUUUGUGCUCCGUCGGCGCAUGGCUCAUUUGCACCUGCCUCAGGACAUCUCGGACCUUCUUGGAAAUUUUUACCAGGGGGUCCAGCGCAUCUUUUGCAUGAGCCAGGCACUUUCUGGGCGGUGGCGGGAAAUCUCCACAGGGCUCGCUCAAGGGUGCCCGCUCUCUCCGAUACUGGCCUCGGCGAUCGGGCACAUCUGGUGUUGCUGGAUCAAGGCCUCCCGCCCGCCUGAUAUGCCCAGAUGCCUCAGUUACGUUGACGACCGCACGCUUUGGGUGCCUGCUGGUGGCCCCUGCUCUGCUCUGCAGCUCCCUCUGCGUCGUUCUCGGGAGUUUGACCAGGCCUUCGGCUUUGCAUUGUCUUUAGACAAGAGUGCCAUUGUCACCCGGGACCCUGAUCCCUGUGCCGAUGCCCUUGCUGCUGAGUUUGGUUUUAAACGGGCUGCCACGCUCGAAAUCCUGGGGGUGCAAGCUUCUUUCGAGUCCGAGUGGCGCCUCCUUAAGUUUCAAGUGUUACGCUUGAACCUGCUGCGCACGGUGACCUCCAACCGCCGUACGCACUGUCAGCUCUUGGCCUCCCUUGUCACGCCGUGCUUUGCAUGGGCUGCGGGGUUUGCGCGCCCUGCACCCGAGGAGCUCUCCAAGGUCCGUGGCGCAGUGGUGCACCUUUUCGGCAAAUGCUUCACGGGGCAGGCUGCUACUGUUUUGGUCUUCGAGGCCACGGGCUGGAAGCUCGAGCCGGAGUUCGCCUGCGAGAGCCCUCCGUGUCCUUUGGCGCUCCUGCGCAGUGACGCCGGCCUGGUUGGACACAGCGCCGAUUUCGCAGGCCACGUUUGA
Messenger RNA from Symbiodinium sp. CCMP2456, 4302 nucleotides. The record is from the annotation of a GenBank genome assembly. NCBI's taxonomy places the organism in Eukaryota, Dinophyceae, Suessiales, Symbiodiniaceae.